Ectocarpus siliculosus is the source of this 2252-nucleotide messenger RNA. NCBI's taxonomy places the organism in Eukaryota, Phaeophyceae, Ectocarpales, Ectocarpaceae. The record is from the annotation of a GenBank genome assembly.
AUGAACGGGUUGCGCGAGACGGUCCCCCCAGGACCGUACUUCCCCUUCCACCGAGACGAGACCUAUCCCAGGACUCUCUGCGUGAACUUCAAGAGGCUAGAGUAUCGUACCCUCCAGAAGUACUGCAAGCUUCACGGCAUCAACGUCCGCCCGGACUGCUCACAGGCCGAGCUGGCCGUCGCUGCGGCCAGACAUUUUCAGGAGGCACCUUCGGUGGACGAAGAGGGUGUUAUGGUGUCCUUCCUACAGAAGGUCAUCGUUCCCGACCGGCCUUUCGAGCCCACCAUCGACCUCGCCCUCUCCCGCAUGGGAAGCCUUAGCGUCGACACGGCGGACCUCGGAGGUGGCGGGGGCAGCGGCGGCGGAGGGCGGAACGCGAUGCCCAACGCCGUGAUGCACGACCACAUGGACGACGGCAUGAACGAUGACAUGGUGGACAGCAUGGGAGGGGAGAUGGGGGGCGGCGGCGGGGGCCGGGGAGGUGGGCCCGGCGGCAACGCCGGUGGUGGCCAUCAUGGCGGCGGCUACGGCCGUCAUGGUGGCGGACACUCUUCUGCCAUGGGCGGGGGGAUGGGGUACGACGAGAAGCCGCGGGCGGAGGGGUACUCGUCCAGGGGGAUGGGGGGGGGGGGCAAAAACGGCGGCGGCGGCGGGAGGGGGGGAGGGGGGUACGAACACGAGUUAAAUUACGGGAUGAAAAUGGGCAGAACUCAGCAGCACCAGAUGUCCUCCAUGGGGGCCCCGUGGGAGAUGGAGCAGGACGGGCAUGGGCACGGGGGGGGAGGGGGAGGGGACAUGAUGCCGAAGAUGGCAAAGAGGCCGGCGGGAGCAGGCGGCGGGAGCAGGGGAAGGAACGGCCGGGGGGGCUCUUCGGGCUCCGCCCCCGCCCACGGAAGCCUCCCCCUCAUGACAGACCGCGGGAUGGCUAUGUCGGGCGGAGGUGGCGGCGGCGGCGGCGGGGACGAUACGAAGGGCCGGAGGCAGAAGACGGACAGAGGUGGCGGUGGCGGCGGAGGAGGAGGAGGAGGAGGAGGCGGUGGGGGCACCGGGGACGCAGGGGUGAAAGCCCCUCCCGGAAAGAGGAGGAAAGGCGGCGUGGGCUGGAGAGCCAAAAACGGAGAGCAGGUGGCGGUGCGGGACGAUAGGGAGGAGCCAGGAGCGUGGAUCCUUGCGCGGGUGAUUAAGUACGUGCCGGAAACGCACCAGUACGAGUUGAAAGACGAUGACGACAAGGAGGGCAUCGGCAUCCUCACCGCCCCGCGGUCCCUGGUGAUCCGACUCGAGGACAGCACCAAGGGAGUGCAGAAGGGCGAGAGGGUGUUGGCGGUGUUCCCCGACACGACUAGCUUCUACCUCGGCACUAUCCACAGGGUCCCGAAGCCUGCCCCCGGCGCGGAGAGGCGCAUCGAGGUCAAGUUCAACGACGAUGCUGACGACACCGGGCGCACGCCCGGACGGCCUCUGCCAGCUCGAUACGUGGUGCCUCUCCCAGAGGGCUUCGAAGAGGACGACAGCAAGCCUGCCCAAGACGAUGAGCCGCCACAAACGGUGGGCGGCGGCGGCGGCGACGGUGGGCGUGGCGGCGUGGAUGGCGCCGUAGAGGAUGAUGUCGACGAUCCAAUGGGGGGCGACGAAGACGAAGACGAAGACGACGAUAACGAGCCGCCGUACGCCGAAAUGAUCCGCACCGCCCUCAUGAAGCUCCCCGGUCGUCAAGGCAACCUGGCAACAGUGUGCGCCUACAUCGAGGAACACUUCCACGAGCGGUUGAACUGGAGGAGCGAGUCGAGCCUCCGUCGUACUCCCGCAUGGAAGGCGUCCGUCCGCCGCACGCUAGCGCACCACCCCAUGUUCUGCCACGCGGGGACACCAGAGCGGAACGUGUACACGCUCGUACAAGUAGAGUGAAUGGGCUAUACAUGUUACCGUAGGCCGCACAAGAUAAGCGCACCACAUGGAAAGAAUUUGAAGCUCGAUCAACUGCACGAAAGGAGAGGAUGUACACGAGGAGUGAUUUACGUUCUCGGAAAGCUCUCGACGAGAAGGUUUCCAAUGCCAACGGCACCGUAACUGUUUUUGCGGCAGAGAAAUCGAUCGGGCUUUUGUGUCGUGUCUCCCUUUCGUGGCUUACGGUAUGGAGGGAGGGAAGGCGGGUUCAUCUUUUAUUAGUCUGUUAUUCGCAAUCUCGUCACGGGAUCGCGGCGUGGUUUGUUUUGAUUGGUUGUUCAAUAUUUAGUGGCUAAGGGGCUAUC